This is a messenger RNA of Culex pipiens pallens (northern house mosquito), 2763 nucleotides long. RefSeq names its product probable serine/threonine-protein kinase DDB_G0278665. The record is from RefSeq and is a predicted model, not a curated record. NCBI's taxonomy places the organism in Eukaryota, Metazoa, Arthropoda, Insecta, Diptera, Culicidae. The transcript has 5 exons. The coding region runs from base 1 to 1851 and encodes 616 amino acids.
AUGUCAUGUGUUGAAAACAAAAAACUUCUCGGCCAGAAGGCCGACCUCAGCGAGAGACUGAAAAGCGCACAGACAACUGCACCACAAAGCUACGCUGGUGUGGUGAACGAAGGUACCUCCACCACGGUUUUGCAAACCCAAACUGCACCACCACAAACAAAUCCAAUCGACUGCAUCAGUAUCGCGGGGACCGACACCGCGACGAUCUUGCCGAAUCACUCAACUGAUGUCACGAACGAGCUCAGCGGUAUCGGCACUGGAGACGAACAUCAAAUCGAGAACUCACGAAACGAAGAGAGCAAUGAUGAAGAGAUAGGAUACGUGUACUUCCUGCUCUCGUUCUCGCUGAUCGGCAUCGUCGUGCUCGGGCUGUUCGGUGCGUACCGGUGUCUUCGCGUGGCCACCGUCCUUGGCCGCGGCACCGGCACCCAGACGUCCGAGGCACUGGCCACCCUGCCCAUCCAGUUUAUCACCAGCGACGACCUUGCCGCAGCAGUCGCAGCAGCAGCAGCAGGAGCAUCCAUAAACGCCGACUCGAACCAUCUGCCUGUACCCAUGCUAUCGGUACAGUCGCCCGGCUGCGCGGGGAUGGAGCGGCUUGGCGUUCCUGCCCGCAGUUCGAUUGGAUCACCACCACUCCGAGAUGAACGAAAUCGACGAUUACGAGUGGACAGCGGCACUUCCGGCGCCGCCUCCGCCAACAGCAACUCUUCCACCAUCUAUCAACAUCAUCCCAACGUGCACAGCCAUCACAGCCAUCAUUCAGCAGUAGGAAACAGCAGCAACAGCACUAGCAGUAAUUUUAUGAGCAUUCAUAACCACCACGCCCAGUUCCACCAAGCGACGACGACGACGAGCCGGACGACUGCCCAAAAGGACACCGGAAGUUCUGGCGGCAGUUCGAGCAACAGCUAUCUCAAGGCGGCCAGCACCGGGAGCAGCAGCACCAGUAGCAGCUUCUACGGUACGAUCAACAACAACAGCAACAACCUGUGCAGCGCCAGCACCAUCAGCAGGUGUCCGCACCAUGUGGCCCUGCCGGAUGGGGAACGGGGACCGGACCGGGACCUGCAGAUACGGUCGUCCAGCCAGCAAUCGGAGAUCCCCCGCACGUACGUCAAGGCCCCGCCCAACAAGACGGUCCGCGACGUGCCCGUCCAGCACCAGCAGCACCACCACCAUCCGUCAUCGUCCGUCGGUGGCAUCGGCUCGUCCGUGUCCUCGUCGGCGUCGUCGUCCAUGAACAAUCUCACCAGCCAGCACGCCCGGUUCGGGGGCAGCGGCAGUGGCAUCAGCCUCGGCAACCGGGCCCUGGUCAACAGCAUGUCGACCAUCGGGUCCAGCCAAGCGGCGGCAGCUGCGGCCAAGUCGGACAAGCAGAAGAAAACAAUCCUGUGGUUCCUCGCAGGUAACAAAACGUCAAAAACGUCGGCGUCUGCGACGGCGACAACAGCAACUAGCAGUAGUAGUGGUAUUAGUGUUAAUAGUAGUAGUCAUAACAAUAACAAUAUUGGACCUAACAGUAGCAGCGGCGCAGCUAGUUGUAACAAUAAUACUAUAAGCUAUCAAACGCGAAGCAAUCCGACGGCGUCGUCGGCGUUGGCCGCGGCCAGUAUGAGCGGGAGUCGGAGCGGGUUGAGCUCGUCCAGUCAUCUAGCAGUAAGUGGAAUACAUUCACAUAAUCAUCACUACCGGCAGUCGACGGCAUCGACGGUUCAGCAGCGGCACCAGCCGACCUCGUCGAUUCCGAGUAGUGCCAGCGGAAGUAGCACCAACAGCAGCAGCAGCACCAGCACUCCGAUGUCGGUGUCGGCCAGCCCGAGCCCGGACACGAGCACGCACUACAUGUGACAGGACGGCCGACCCGCACCGGACAGUUGAAAUGGUGCACACCGUGAAGAUGUGCUGCUGCUGCUGCGGCGGCAACCGCUCUGUCCUUCCGACGAGUCUUGUGACGACUCGUCGGAUUCGGCCCGGAAGGUUCCGCUGCAGGACGUCGGCGUCUGUCACCGUCGGCGUCGGCCCCGUCUGGGCGGCUGCCACGUGGUGGCACUCGAGUGUGACGACCGGCUGUAGAUCGGACGUCGAAGGAUCUCAGAUCAGAUUGUGUUUGCCUGUAGCUAGAGGAUUUAUUUUGGUUCUUUCUUCGUUGCUGGUGAUGACGACGAUGAUUAUGGCGGCUUGGUAAAUAUUGGUUCCGCGUCGGCAACCCGCUCCUUCUCCUUCUAAGCUGCUUAGUUGCAAAGGGAAAGGUGAGGCAUUCUUUUUUCUCUUUUGAAAUUGAUUUGAAACUUCUAAGAACUAAAAAGCAAUGAUUGAUGAUAAUUGAGUCUGUCGCACCCGCCAUUUCGACGUUCCGAGAAAAAAACGCGUUUUAAUGUUUGACCUUGAAUAAACAUAAACGAAAGCUCGCAAUGUAAACAAUAACACGUUUAGUUAGGCUGACCAUUAUGUGCAUUGUCCCAAAGUUUGGUAGAAGUUGGUUGCUGGAGUCCCGAGUUAUAAUUACAAAUGUCGUCUAACUUGCACGUGCGUCAAACGCGUUCUGACCUGAAAUCCCUUUGACCAGUUGUCGCACUUACAUCAAUUUUCAGAGAGUGACAAGAUAGCACGACAAGAUAUGAUUCAUAUGAAAAGUAACAAAAAUGCAGGGAGUUUUUCGGUUUUUAUUGAAUAUCUCAGGAUUGAAAUCGAAUCUUGAGAAUCUGUGAAGGUCAAAAGGUGAGGCAUUGUGAGCUGCACAAAAUGGGGUCCUAACUCAAU